AUGACAAUAAUCCGAUGUAUUGAUUGUUCUGAAGAAUGUCCAGGAUAUAAAAUUGAAAAAGGGACAAUACUCAAAAUAAUUGUGCCAUAUGGAACAUAUCCUUAUGAGAUUGAAGUUGAAACAAAUUAUAGUAAUGAACAUAAUUUUCAAGGAAGCAAAUAUUAUAAAUUAGAAAGUGAAUCAAAAGAAGGGAUAUAUCAAUUUAAAAGUUUAAUUUCAAUUAAAAAGUCAGGAGUAUUUAAAAUAAGAAUUAAAGAAAAGAAAGAAAAGAAUAAUAUUAAGACUAUUUAUUUCAAUGUAUAUCCAGAAAUUCAAGUUGGAAAUAAAAAAAUCCCAAUUAAUGGAUUAACAAUUCAAACACAUAUUGUUAAAAUAAUGGGAAAAAUUGAUACAUGGGAAGAGCAUUACAAAACAAUGAAAGAGUGUGGAUAUAAUUGUAUUCAUUUAACACCGAUUCAAAAGAUUGGACCAAGUGGGUCAGCAUAUUCUAUUAGUGAACAUUUAGAUAUAGAAAAUAACAUAUUUAAAGAAGAGAUGAGUAAAGAAGAAAAAUAUCAAAAAAUAGAAGAAAGUAUUUAUCAAUUAAGAAAUAAAUAUGAAAUAGGAAGUAUAAUUGAUAUUGUAUUAAGUCAUAUUUCAUCCAAAUCACCAUUAGUAAUUGAACAUCCAGAAAUAUGUUAUACUAUUGAAAAAUGUCCACAUUUAAAAAUAGGAUAUAAAUUUGAUUCAUUAAUUCAUCAAUGUAUUACAGAUAUUAUUAAUGAUAAUUAUCCAGAAGGAUUAGGUAUAUUUCAUACAGAAAAUGAUGUGUAUAGAUUUAUGGAAUAUUUUAAAGAAAAAUAUAUUAUUCCAGGAGAAUUUUGGUUAUAUUAUGUUAUUGAUGUAAAUAAACAUAAAGAGGAAUAUUUAAAAUAUGAAAAAGAACAUAAAGAAGGAAAAAGAGGAAAAGAAGGAAGUCCAGAAGAAUUAGCUAAAAGACUAGAAAAAUAUGUAAUGGUAGAUGGAAGUUAUGAAAAGAAUCAUAUUCGAAUUAAUAUUGAAAAAGGAUUUGAAGAAGUUCCUAAUCUAGAAGGAUUUAUAAAAGCAAUAGAUGUAUUAAAUGUAGAUAAUUAUAGAAAAUAUGAUGAAGAUAUAAAUGCAGCAAUUCAGAAUUGUACUAAUACAAUUAAAUAUAAAUGUUUUGAUGAGGCAGGACCAAAAAUAGAAAAAGUAAGUAAAGAAGAACAUAUUUUACCAUAUUAUUUUGAAGUAAUAGAUGGGAAAAAUAGUAAAGGAGAAAAAGUUCAUAUAGUUGCAGCACAUCAUGGAUGGGUAUUUGGAGGAGAUCCAUUUUUUGAUUUUGUUGGAGAUAAUAAAUCAAAAGUAUAUAUUAGAAGAGAAGCUGUUGUAUGGGAAGAUUCAUUAAAAUUAAAUUAUGGAAGAAAAUAUGAAGAAAAUAAAUUUCUUUGGGAUUAUAUGGGAGAAUAUGGAAAGUCUAAUGCGAAAAUUUUCAAUGGAUUUAGACUUGAUAAUUGUCAUAGUGUUCCGUUAGAAGCAUUAGAAUUUAUAAUAGAAAAAUCAAGAGAAGUUAAUCCUGAAUUAAUUGUUCUUGCUGAAUUAUUUUCAGAUAAUCAAGCAGCAAUAAUGGAAUAUGUUGUUAGAUGUGGAAUUCAAGGAUUAGUUAGAGAAGGACAAAGAGGAAGAAAUCCUGAAGAAUUAAAAGGAGUUGCAUAUCAAAGUGGAUGGUUUAAACCAGUUGGAGGUAUUUUAGAAGAAAGUCUUUAUGAAGAAUUACCAGCAGAAGUUCAACCAAUGGAUGGAUGGACAUAUGAUUUAACACAUGACAAUGAACCAACCGAAGGGAAUAGAAAUAGUAAUGAUGCUCUUUCAACAGCAGGAGUUGUUUGUAUGACAUUAGGAUGUAUAGGAAGUACAAGAGGAUAUGAUGAAUUAGUUCCAUAUCGAAUUGAUUGUGUUAAAGAAGAAAGGAAAUAUAAAAUAUAUAAAUGGGGAAUAGAAAAUACGGUAGGAAUUUCAGCAGGGAAAAAAAUAAUGAAUGAAUUACAUGAACGGAUGGGAAUUGAAGGAUAUAAUGAAUUUUAUUGUGAGAGUAAUGGAAAUAUAAUUUCAAUAACAAGAAGAAAUCCUAAAACAAAUAAAAUUAUUGUGAUGUAUGUUCAUACUUCAUUUAAAGGAAAUUAUUCAUCAAAUCCAAGUACAAAGGAAUAUAAUAUUCCAAAUUAUCAAAUAGAUAAAUUUCUAUUUUUUGGAGCAUUAACAACAGGAAUGUUAAGUAAUAUGGAAAAUAAUGAAAAAGAAAUUAGUGGAUAUCAAUGUAUUUGUGAUAUUACAAGAGAUUAUAAUAUUGUUAAGAAAUUUGUAGAAAUUAAAAAUAAUAAUAAAGGAGUUGAAAUAAAAUUUGAACAAUUUCCAACAGGUAGUGUUGUAUGUAUUGAAUUAACAUUAAUAAAAACACCAAAAACAAAAUGGGAAAUUCCAAAUGUUCAAUUAACAGCAAGUGAAAUUAAUGAAAUUCUAUUUGAAUCACCAGAAGAAAUGGGUGUUAAUAAAUUUGAAAUAACAGAAGGAAAGUAUUUAAAUUUUAUUGGAAUAGGAGGAAUAAUACCAUUAUUAAGUAAUAAUCUUUCAGAAGGAAUUUAUCAAAAAUUAAGAGAAGGAAUAUUAGAACAUCUUAUACCAUAUUUAACACAAAAUAUGAAAAAGAAUAAAUUAGGAGAAUAUAUUGAAAAAGAAUUACAAGAAAUAAAAGAAUAUCCAAGAUUUUUAAUUCCAAAAUAUUUUACAGCAUUUAUUAAAAAAAUAUAUAAUUUUAUUGUUCAAAGAACAUUUGAAGGACAAUUAAGAACAACAGCACUUCAAUUUUAUGUUAAUUGUAAAGGAACACCACUUAUUAAAGAAGGAUUAAUUCCAGAACAUAUUCAUAUUGAAAAAGAGUCAUUAUGUGCAGGAUUUCCACAUUUUAAUACAGGAUAUAUGAGAAAUUGGGGAAGAGAUACAUUUAUAUCAUUAAGAGGAUUAUUACUUCAAACAGGAAGAUUUACUGAAGCAAAAAAUACAAUUAGAGGAUAUUUAUGUGCUAUGAGACAUGGACUUAUUCCUAAUUUACUUGAUGGAGGAGAUCAUUCACGAUAUAAUGCUAGAGAUGCAACAUGGUUUUGUAUGAGUGGGAUUGUAGAUUAUUGUAGAAUGGCACCACAAGGAAUAGAAAUUUUAAAAGAAACUGUUUAUAGAUUAGAUUCAAGUCAUGAAGGAAUUACAAGAAUUAACAAGAAUAAAAAAAGAGUAAUGACAGUUGCAGAAUGUAUGCAAGAAAUUUUAGAAGAUCAUGCAAAUGGAAUUCAUUUUAGAGAAUAUAAUGCAGGACCACAAAUUGAUUCAGUAAUGACAAGUGAAGGAUUUAAUAUUGACAUUGAAACUGAUUUAAGUACAGGUAUUAUUAAAGGAGGAAAUGAAUGGAAUUGUGGAACAUGGAUGGAUAAAAUGGGAAGUAGUCAACGAGGAGGAAACAUGGGACAUCCAGGAAGUUCUAGAGAUGGAGGAGAUGUUGAAAUUGAAGGAUUAUUAAUGAAAGUAUUACAUUGGAUUAAUACAUCAAAAGCAUUCCCAUAUGAUAGUGUUAAAGUAAAAAUGUAUGGAGAAUAUUCAUAUCAAAAAUGGGAAAAAUUAUUAUAUUCUAAUUUCCAUAAAUAUUUUUAUAUUCCAAAAGAAAUUAAUCAAGAUAAAGAAUAUUGUAUUGAUACUACUAUAGUUAAUAAGAGAGGAAUUUAUAAGGAUGUUUAUGGAAGUACAAAGAAAUGGCCUGAUUAUCAACUAAGACCAAACUUUUUAGUUACAUUAGUUGAAGCACCAAGUUUAUUUGUUGGACAUGAAGAAGAAGUUAAAGAAGCAUUACGGGUUGUAAGAAAAUAUUUAGUAGGACCUCUUGGAAUGAAAACUCUUGAUCCUACUGAUUGGAAUUAUAAACCUGAUUAUUAUAACACUGACACAGAUGACUAUUCUACAGCAAAUGGUUUGAAUUAUCAUAAUGGACCUGAAUGGAUUUGGCCAUAUGGUUAUUAUGUUAUGGCAAUGUUAAUGUAUAAUCCAGAUAACUUGAAUAAAGAUGAUUUACAACGAUAUUGUAGAUCUUUAAUGUUUAAUCAUUAUAAGUAUAUCAUUCAUGAUAAAUGGUUAAGUCUUCCUGAACUAACAAAUUAUAAUGGUGCAAAAUGUUUUGCUUCAUGUGAUUCACAAGCAUGGAGUAUAGCUACAAUUCUUGAUGCCACUAUAAGAAUUGAACAACUCUAA
Messenger RNA from Entamoeba nuttalli P19, 4287 nucleotides. Its product is annotated as amylo-alpha-1,6-glucosidase, putative. The coding region runs from base 1 to 4287 and encodes 1428 amino acids. Gene Ontology annotation, biological process: glycogen catabolic process. Gene Ontology annotation, molecular function: amylo-alpha-1,6-glucosidase activity; 4-alpha-glucanotransferase activity. The transcript is spliced from 2 exons. Lineage: Eukaryota; Evosea; Mastigamoebida; Endamoebidae. The record is from RefSeq and is a predicted model, not a curated record.